Messenger RNA from Rhodofomes roseus, 618 nucleotides. RefSeq names its product flavoprotein. Gene Ontology annotation, biological process: coenzyme A biosynthetic process. Lineage: Eukaryota; Fungi; Basidiomycota; Agaricomycetes; Polyporales; Fomitopsidaceae. Gene Ontology annotation, cellular component: phosphopantothenoylcysteine decarboxylase complex. The transcript has 5 exons. The coding region runs from base 1 to 618 and encodes 205 amino acids. Gene Ontology annotation, molecular function: FMN binding; phosphopantothenoylcysteine decarboxylase activity. The record is from RefSeq and is a predicted model, not a curated record.
AUGAGCAAACGAACAUUUGUUGCAGAACAGGAGCGCACAGAAGGGUGCACACAUGUGUUACUCAUUACAACUGGCAGCGUCGCCUCCAUCAAAGCACCACUAAUCGUUUCUGAGCUGAUGUCCUACGAGAGUGUAAAGGUCGAAGCUGUGGCGACCAAAGCCUCACUGUCAUUCUUCGACGUCGGCGCGGUGGAACGAGCAGGCGCAAGGGUUUGGCGAGAUGAGGACGAGUGGUCUUCAGACGGUGGUUACAGGAUCGGUGAUCCUAUCCUGCACAUAGAACUGCGACGAUGGGCGGAUAUUGUCCUCAUCGCGCCGUGCUCGGCGAACACGAUAGCAAAGAUCGCGCAUGGUAUUUGCGACAACUUGGCGACGUCUCUACUCCGCGCACUUGCACCUACAACGCCUACAUACGUGUUCCCCGCGAUGAACACGCUUAUGUACGAGCACCCCCUCACAGCCGAGCAGCUCACGGUAAUACGCGAGGUGAUCGAAUAUCAAGUUGUCGGUCCAAUAGGCAAGGCACUCGCAUGUGGUGAUGUUGGUAUGGGAGCCAUGGCGGAAUGGAAAGACAUCGUUCAAAUCGUGGUGGACGAGUUUCAUUUGACAAGAAAAUAG